GGAACCGUUGCUCGUCAUGUCUCCGCUGUAGCGCAGCGCCGUGCGAGAUUUUAUUAUUUGCCGUCAUUUGUUUGCUGCACUUUGUUUUGACAUCUGCUUGUUUUCUUCUCUGUUACCCGUUUACCGAAGAAUGAGCGAAAACGAUGACAUCGACGUCGACAGCGAUGCAGACAAGCGAGCCCAUCACAAUGAGCUGGAGCGCAAACGCAGGGACCACAUUAACGACAGCUUCCACGGUUUACGAGAUUCUGUGCCUGCAUUACAAGGGGAGAAGAGUUCUGUCAAACAGGCCUCCCGAGCACAGAUUCUCGACAAAGCCACUGAGUACAUCCAGUACAUGAGGCGAAAAAACCAUACCCACCAGCAAGACAUUGAUGACUUAAAGAAGCAAAAUGCACUGUUGGAGCAGCAGGUGCGUGCCCUGGAGAAGGCAAAGGGCAACACUCAGCUCCAGACAAACUACUCUUCCGACAGCAGCUUGUACACGAACCGCAAAGGCAGCGCGGUGUCCGCCUUCGACGGUGGGUCCGACUCCAGCUCCGAAUCGGAGCCGGACGAGCCGCCCAACAGAAAGAAGCUGCGCGUGGAGCCCAGCUAGACCCGAAACCUCUCACCGGUCUGCACUAAGUCCUGCCUUCUAACGCCAGUCCACGAGACACGGUGGAGGCUGUGUGAGAGAUGCUAUUAUGUAUAAAACGCUUCUACCUUUCUUUUUUCCUCCUGGCAAAAAUCCUGUCACUCCGUUUGUGGCCAAGCAACAACUUUUAAAACCCCCAAAGUGAGGCAGCUCUGCCGUUUUGAAGGACUUUUUGUCUUUCUAUCCUCAUGAUAACCUCUCAGAAUCAAAUGUGGAGAUGACAAGGUCUGACGCUUUAGUACAGCUACACAAAAAUAUGUUUUUUUUCUUUUUUGGUUGUUUUGGACAACCUCCGCAAUCUGUUGGAGUUGUGAAACUUUUUGACCUUUUGACAAAAUGGUAAUUGUGGUUAGUUUACCUUUUUUUAAUAUUCAUACUUUUCCAGAAAAGAAUGUGAAGUUGCUUUUGAAAAACAAAAAUGUCUGUAAUGCAAGAUGCAACCCUCCUUAUUCAGUGUAAGUGGCUGAAGUGUUUGUCUUUGGAAAUGUGUCAUCAAAGAAUCCCUCUAUUUAUAUUGAUGCACCGCAAUUAAUUUAAUGUCUGAUCUACCCAAUGUUUGGAUUGAGAUUUUCCAGAAAGCACAGGAGGAGGAACACGUUGACCUGCUGUUUCAGUGGAUUUUCCACAGGUACAACUAUUUAUUUUCCUCUAUUUUUAGUAUCAGAUCAGAUGGGUAUAACAAACAAAAAAUCCCCUAUUGGAUACUGAAUGUUACACAAUGCAGGUGAAGGGCAGUGACCUUUAGUUUUGUUAAUGGAAGUCCAUUUCAGUGUGUAGUAUAUCACACUGUAUACUCUUUAAUGGUGUCAGUUCUGCAAAGAAAAGCCUUCCCGAGAAAUAUUUGCCUGUGCCGGGAACAUUUAUCUUUCUUUUUUUUCUUUCCUCUUUCAGAGGUACAUUUGUGUGUACGUAAUCGAUAUUUGUUUGUUCCAUUCUGUGGAAAUUACAGGUAUGUUGUACAUACUGCCAAUGGUUGUCUUGCAAGUUAAGGCAUACCUUUAUUAUGAGACUAUAAAUAAAACUAUUUUAUCCUUU
Messenger RNA from Pseudoliparis swirei, 1672 nucleotides. Its product is annotated as protein max-like. The transcript is spliced from 4 exons. NCBI's taxonomy places the organism in Eukaryota, Metazoa, Chordata, Actinopteri, Perciformes, Liparidae. Gene Ontology annotation, cellular component: RNA polymerase II transcription regulator complex. Gene Ontology annotation, biological process: positive regulation of transcription by RNA polymerase II. The record is from RefSeq and is a predicted model, not a curated record. Gene Ontology annotation, molecular function: protein dimerization activity; DNA-binding transcription factor activity. The coding region runs from base 131 to 598 and encodes 155 amino acids.